AACACUCAUUGGAAUGUUUUGUCUAUUCCUCUGUUCUCUCUCUCUCUCUCUACUAAACACCCAUGGGUCAUUGUUUCUUCAUCUGAUCCAACAUAAGCCGAACAAGAGUGAUUAAUUAAAAAAAAAAAAAAGAAGAUGAAGUUGUUGGGUAAGAACCACACGAACAGCGAGAAGAAGAAGAACUACGCAGUGAAACUGAAUCAAUUGAAGCUUGACACAGGACUGUUCGGAGGCAGGGUUCUAACCGCCGCAAAUGACAAGGUUGCCAUUCAGAUUGUUUCAGAGACAUCAACAUCGUCUUCUACGAAGAAGAAACCAAACCCUCCUCCUUCUUCUUCUUCUUCUAAACAACCUCUCUCAUCACUUCUCAUGAUUCCGUUUCAUCGGAAUCCAAAAUCACGAUGCACUCACACCACUCCCGCUACAAGAUUCCUCAGCUCCACCAAAGCAACUUCUUUCACGUGGGACGCACGUGACCUCUCCAAUUUCCAUCUUCUCCUCAAACAAAGUGGCUCUUCACAUGCCUUAGACAUCGCAUUUGAUUUUCAUGUCUUAUAUGGAGAGGGUGUAGUGGGAGAAUCCGACGGCGAAAUGACGGUGGUCGGAAAAGCUUCGACGAUCGUUGCCGUGGAGGAGGAGAUGAUGAAGAAGACGGAGUCCAAUUCUUCUUCUCAUCGGAAUCUUCAAAGAAAGCUUCCAAUCAAAUUGCGGGUCAAUGGCUUAUCCAUCGAAGCCUCCCUUUCGGUGUCAAUGAAGUUAAUGAAGAUGAAGAAUUCUGAGGAUGACUCGGCAAGACCAAUUAAAAACUCGGUUGAGCCAAAGAGACACGCCAUCAUAGAAAGAGUGAAGUAUCUAACAAGCUUGACCAACAGGGGCAAAAACGGAAAACUACUUCACACAGGGAUUGGAACGGAACAAACGAGUCCAUACGAGUCAGAUGGAUCUCCCGUGUUUGACUCAGAUGACUCGUCCGAAUCCACAUCAAGCAGUGGGAGUAGUGGUAGUAAUAAUAGUAGUAUUAUAAUUGAGAAUGAUCAUAACUCGGGGUCAAGACUCGGUAAAAGUAGUAAUAAAAAUGGGUGUUGCGAGAGUGAGAGGUUUAUGGGGUCAUCGGUUCCAAGGUCGCGUUUGGAUGGAACAGCGAAUAGGAGCCGGUUGCAGUUGUCACGGACUAGAAGCUUCACUGAAUUUGGAUCCAAUACAAUCACAACCAAACAACAAUUUCAACUCACGACUCGUUCAAGUGCUCUCACGAAAUCACAUGAAGUUUCUUCACAUUCACGCUAUGAAGACAAGAACUGCAGUUCAAGCAGAUGGAAAAGCAAAGAGAUUUCAAGCAGGGAUGGGAAAUUAAAGCUGAAAACAAACGUGUUCUUGGCUUCCUUUGACCAAAUGAGUGAACAAGCCUCUGGCGACAGUGCUUGCACAGUGUUAGUUGCCCUCAUAGCACACUGGCUCCACUCCAACCACAACAUGCCAACAAUGUCCCAAUUUGACCACCUCAUCACACAAGGUUCCUCUGAAUGGAGAAAACUAUGCAGGAGUGAUUACUACUUGACUCUAUUCCCUGACAAGCAUUUUGACCUUGAGACAGUCCUAGAGGCCAAUUUGAGACCCAUAAUUGUUGUACCACAAGAAUCAUAUACAGGUUUUUUCUCCCCAGAGAAGUUCCAAUGCUUGAAAGGUGCUAUGUCCUUUGACCAAAUUUGGGAUGAGAUAAGAACCAAGGUGGAUGAAAAUCAUAACAAGCCAAGAAUAUACAUAGUGAGUUGGAAUGACCAUUUCUUUGUUCUAAAGGUAGAAAAGGAUGCUUACUAUGUCAUUGAUUCAUUGGGGGAAAGGCUCUAUGAAGGGUGCCAACAAGCAUUCAUAUUGAAGUUUGAUGAAUCUAGUGUUAUGUAUGGUGCUUCAAGCAGAAACAUUGUCGGCGGCAAUGGUAGUGGCAGAAGAUUCGAGGCGGUUUGCCACGGAAAAGAGUGUUGUAAAGGGUUCAUCAAGAGGUUUCUUGCUGCUAUACAAGUUAGGCAACUAGAGAAGGAAGAGAAGAAAGGGAAUGUUUCAAAUCCAUUUCUUCAUAGGCAAUUGCAGAUCGACUUCCAUUAUAGCACCAUUUCAUCAACUUCCUCUGCUAUUAGGCAUUAAAACCUGUUCUGUAGUUGUUUUAGGAUACAAAACAAGAACUGGGAUAGUAAACACAAAAGGUUUCGCUUUUGCGAGUUAAGUCCAAAAGUGGUCCCUAAAAUUGGUGAUUUGUACCAAUUUGGUCCCUGAGAUCCUAAUAGUCCCUUGUAUUCUGAAAAAUGCAUCAAAUUAGUCCUAUUUUUCGAA
This is a messenger RNA of Arachis duranensis, 2328 nucleotides long. RefSeq lists its product as uncharacterized. The transcript is spliced from 5 exons. Bases 136 to 2142 code for a protein of 668 amino acids. The record is from RefSeq and is a predicted model, not a curated record. Lineage: Eukaryota; Viridiplantae; Streptophyta; Magnoliopsida; Fabales; Fabaceae.